AUGGGAGGGCCAGUAGCGCGCGGGGUUGCGGGCGGCCUGUUCCUGCUGACUUGGAUCUUGGCUACCGGCUCUGGAUUCAUCGCGUUAGCGCAGGGAUCGAAGAUCCUCGCGAACGAGAAAACUUACACCAUCGUCUGGGCAAGGGUUGCUGCACUCUGCACUGCAUUGGUUGCAAGCAUCCGGACACUAAGCAAAUUGGCUAUAUUGACUUGGGUCGGCUUCGAUUCAAUCCUCACCGCUGUUUCCAUUGUUGGUGCGGGGGUUACGCAGGUCGACAGGCCAGCCGCUGCUCCGCAAACGGGCCUGUAUGGUCUUAGAGUCAUCUCCGUCGGGAGCCCAGGAUUCAUCGCUGGUCUGACUGCCGCCACCAAUCUCUUCGGUAUUCUCCCUAUCAAUCCUGGAUGUGAUGUGAAACUUACCGUCUGGAUGUAG
Hyaloscypha bicolor E is the source of this 432-nucleotide messenger RNA. RefSeq lists its product as uncharacterized. Lineage: Eukaryota; Fungi; Ascomycota; Leotiomycetes; Helotiales; Hyaloscyphaceae. The coding region runs from base 1 to 432 and encodes 143 amino acids. The transcript has 3 exons. The record is from RefSeq and is a predicted model, not a curated record.